UCUACAUUUUACUCUCUACCUCGAUCUCAAGCUUACGCUGCUCCCAAUGUCAAUUUGCCCUCAUCUCAGUAAAAUGUAGCUAGCCUCGCUCAUCGGAUCUACCAAAUCUCCUUGGAUCCACCAAAGCACCACAACUAUUGACGCGCAUCCAUCUGAUCUCUCCGCCACCGAGCCCCAGCCGACCGCGCCCUAUAAAUGGCAUGUAGCCAUUCCAGGGAGCCAAUGCAUUGCAGCAGAGCUACUUCGAAUCUGAUCACCCCUUUUGGAAUUGCAGUUAAGUAUAUAUAUGCGGUGCUACUGGUUGGCGGCCGCGGUGGCCGGGCUCAGCCUCUGGGCGAGCUGCUGCGUCGAUGAAGCACGAGGCCAGCCCACCAGACAAGACGUCAAUGGCCUCGCCCUCAACUACUACGCCAAGAACACCAACUGCACCAGGGCGGAGACGAACAUCCGAAAUUUGGUCCGGGCGGCGUGGGAGCUCGAUCCGUCCAUCACCGCCGCCCUCCUCCGCCUCGUCUACUCCGACUGCUUCGUGACGGGUUGUGACGGUUCGAUUCUGCUGGACGGGGAGCGAUCGGAGAAGAUGGCCGAUCAGAACCAAGGGCUCCGGGGAUUCGAGCUCAUCGACAAUAUCAAGCAGGAGAUGGAGUCGAAGUGCCCUGGAAUCGUCUCUUGCUCUGACAUACUCCAUCUGGCCGCCCGGGACGCGGUCUUCAUGGCCGGAGGGUGGAAUUAUCCGGUUUUCACCGGGAGGAGAGACGGUACCACCUCCAACGUCUCCGACGUCGAUCUGCCGCCGCCGACCAUUUCGUGGGACGACGCCGUCGCAUACUUCAGCUCUCGCAACCUCGACGUGCUCGACCUCGGCACUCUUCUCGGAGCUCACACGAUGGGUGUGGCGCACUGCCAUUACGUCCACUACAGAAUCUACAACUACAACAACACCGGGCUGCCCGACGCCACGAUGGACUGCCGGUUCGCUCGGCAGUUGGCGGCGACGUGCCCGUACAAGCUGAGGCGCAACCGGCCUGAGCCGACCGUGUUCCUCAACCCGACCACCGGUGCCAGCUACAACUUCUCCAACUCUUACUACGCGAAUGUGUUGAGCAACGAGGGCGUGCUCGGGAUAGACCAGCAGCUCACCACGUCGAGGGACGGCGUUCGCAUCGCCGAAGAGUACGACCGCAGCUUCAAAGACUUCCGGCGCUUCUUCGCCAACUCGAUGAACCGGAUGGGGAGAAUCGGCGUGCUGACGGGUAAGCUUGGCGAGAUCAGGCCCAACUGCAGGUUCACCCGAGCCAAUUUCCCACAUUAG
Messenger RNA from Zingiber officinale, 1312 nucleotides. RefSeq names its product probable peroxidase 61. The coding region runs from base 287 to 1312 and encodes 341 amino acids. Gene Ontology annotation, molecular function: peroxidase activity; heme binding. The transcript has 3 exons. The record is from RefSeq and is a predicted model, not a curated record. Gene Ontology annotation, biological process: hydrogen peroxide catabolic process; response to oxidative stress. NCBI's taxonomy places the organism in Eukaryota, Viridiplantae, Streptophyta, Magnoliopsida, Zingiberales, Zingiberaceae. Gene Ontology annotation, cellular component: plant-type cell wall; plasmodesma.